AUGGCGCCGCCGCUGAGUGCCGCCGCCGACAAUCCGUGGGCCUUGCGCUCGCGGCAGCUGAGCGCCAUCUCUCGCAUGAUCAACCUCGACCGGGAGGAGGCGGACGCCUCCGGGGUCGGAUGGCACGACCCGUGGAAAGUGCUCGUGUACGACUCGUUUUGCCGCGACGUCAUCUCCCCGCUGCUCAAGGUCGGCGACCUGCGCAAGCGCGGCGUGACGCUGCACCUCCUCCUGGACGCGGAGCGGGAGCAGAUCGCGGAC
Molecule: messenger RNA, 261 nt
Organism: Emiliania huxleyi CCMP1516
Lineage: Eukaryota; Haptophyta; Isochrysidales; Noelaerhabdaceae
Gene: Sly1-2
Product: Sly1, SM superfamily protein
Exons: 1
Source: RefSeq, a predicted model, not a curated record